Molecule: messenger RNA, 978 nt
Organism: Diospyros lotus (date-plum)
Lineage: Eukaryota; Viridiplantae; Streptophyta; Magnoliopsida; Ericales; Ebenaceae
Exons: 1
Coding region: 1-978 (325 amino acids)
Molecular function (GO): zinc ion binding; nucleic acid binding
Source: RefSeq, a predicted model, not a curated record
AUGCAAUCUGAGACAUCAUUUAUAGUUGCGGCACCUCCUAUGUUCGACGGAGAAAACUAUCAAAUGUGGGCAGUGAGGAUGGAAGCCUACUUGGAAGCCAAUGAUCUUUGGGAAACAGUGGAAAAGGACUACGAAGUUCCACCUUUAACAGAGAAUCCAACAAUGGCACAGAUCAGAAAUCACAAAGAGAAGAAGCAAAAGAAAUCCAAGGGAAAAGCUUGCCUUUUUACAGCAGUUUCAUCAACUAUCUUUACCAGGAUUAUGACUCUCAAGUCAGCAAAGGCAAUUUGGGAUUUUCUCAAGAAAGAGUAUGAGGGAAAUGAGAAGAUCAAAGGGAUGCAAAUGCUGAACCUAAUCAGAGAGUUUGAGAUGCAAAGAAUGAAAGACUCAGAAACUGUGAAAGAGUAUUCUGAUAAGCUUCUUUGCAUAGCAAAUAAGGUAAGGAUACUUGGUGGUGAGUUUCUUGACUCUAGAAUAGUCCAAAAGAUUCUGGUUACUCUUCCAGAACGUUUUGAAUCAACAAUUUCUGCUUUGGAGAACUCAAAGGAUUUGUCCAACAUCUCUUUGGCAGAAUUGUUGAAUGCUCUUCAGGCACAAGAGCAGAGAAGACUUAUGAGGCAAGAAGGAACCAUUGAAGGGGCUUUACAGGCCAAAUUGCAGAUCAAGGGCAAGAAGAAGCAGCGGAAGAAAGAAAGUGAUGAUCAGCCUUGCAAUUCAAUCACACCUGGGGGAGCAAACAAAUUAAAUUAUCCUCCAUGCCAGCACUGUGGAAAAAAAGGUCAUUCUCCUUUUAAGUGUUGGAGGAGACCUGAUGUGAAGUGCCACAAGUGCCAGCAAUUAGGCCAUAUUGCUAAGAUUUGCAAGAACAAAAAUCAACAGCAGCAGACAGGUGCACAAGUAGCAGAUCAACAAGAGCAAGAGCAGGAACAAUUGUUUGUAGCUACUUGUUUUUCCACUGUCAGUUCUGGAGAAAGUUAG